This is a messenger RNA of Cucurbitaria berberidis CBS 394.84, 796 nucleotides long. RefSeq names its product 30S ribosomal protein S13. Gene Ontology annotation, molecular function: RNA binding; structural constituent of ribosome. Gene Ontology annotation, biological process: translation. Bases 34 to 411 code for a protein of 125 amino acids. The transcript is spliced from 3 exons. Gene Ontology annotation, cellular component: mitochondrion; ribosome; small ribosomal subunit. NCBI's taxonomy places the organism in Eukaryota, Fungi, Ascomycota, Dothideomycetes, Pleosporales, Cucurbitariaceae. The record is from RefSeq and is a predicted model, not a curated record.
CGCGACGUUAAUUGCGAGAGAGCGCGUAACACAAUGGUGUUCAUCAACGGCUUCAGCUUCACAGAAGCCACGCUCGUCAAGCGCUCUCUCGAGUCCUUCUUCGGCAUCGGCCCCAAGGUCUCGCAAUCCAUCAUGUCGAAAUUCUACAUCCACCCCUGGGCCAAAGUCGGCAGCCUGAAGAACGCAACCGUCAUGGACCUGACGGCCGAGCUGGCGAAUAUGAAGAUUGAAAACGACCUGCGGCGACAGGUGCAGGAUGAUAUACGCAGGUUGAGGGACAUGGGCACGUAUCGCGGACGUAGGCAUGCUAUGGGUUUGCCGGUCAGGGGACAGAGGACGAGGACACAGAUUGCGACUGCGAGACGGUUGAACAAGAUAGAACGAGGGGGUUCGGGGCGGGUGUCGAUGUAGGGGGGUGGGUGGAAUGGACGUGUAUCAUAUUGUAUAGCGGGGGUUUAGCAUGGGACGGCGUCUACGACACAAUAGAGGAAUCUCAAGCAUUGCAGUGUCAAGUAUCACUUUCACUAUGCGAUUUAUCGCUCAAAUACUUUGACUUGGUGGGCUGCUGGGCUUUAAUUUUCUCGGCGACUUUAUAGAUCUGGGUUUGGGUGGUGGCAUAGUACGAAUGUAUGCUACUCUUAAUGUCGAGUUGGGACACAGCUAAGUUAGACCUACAAGCUACCGAAUCCCCCCUCGGUUAUGGAUCACGAUCUCAUAUCCACUGAGCUGAUGGAGCGCGGGGUUCAUCACAUCACAAAUAUCGUUAGAGUCUACUAAUCCAGCACUCACUCCAAAC